AUGGGCAAGAAAAAGUCAAAAAGCGACUACAACGACUUUCUAGAUGGCGAGAAGCUGCGCGACAAUACGGAAAUCAGGACGUCGCUUCAAGGAUCUGCAACGCAAGACUUUUCAUCUGCACCUACCAGCCAGUAUGCACGAGGAAGCAAGAAGAACGGCAAGGGUGGAGCAAAGAAACCUCUGCUCACCCACUUUUUGUGUCUGCCACUUGUUACAGACGCCAGUAGGCCGCAGCUCCAAGAAGGACUGGAUCAGUUCAAAAAGGACCUAGCGAGCGAUAGCCCAGUACCUACCAAGGCGGUGCGACCGGUAGGUACACUUCAUCUCACCUUGGGAGUAAUGAGCCUGGAUGCAAAGGAGCUGGAAAAGGUCAAACAGUAUCUGGAAGACUUGGACGUACACAAUCUACUCCGCGACAUUAGCCACCGUCACAUAGCUGAAAAGGCUGCCGAGGACGGGAUAAUAGGAGAAAACCUUGUUCCUGCAGCCAUGCCAGAUACCGAUGCCUUGACCAUUGACGUAGAAGCCCUGGUGCCGAUGCAAGCACCAAACAAAACGAGUAUCCUCUACGCUGAGCCUCGAGAUCCAUCGCAACGUCUACCUUUGUUUGCCUCUGCAUUGAGAGAGAAGUUCACAGAAGCAGGACUCCUAGUCGCAGAUACAAGACCAUUGAAGCUCCACGCUACCAUCAUGAACACAAUCUAUGCAAAGCCCAAGCGGGGGAGAGGACGAUCGAAACCAUCGAAAUUCAAACAAGGGCUGAAGCAUAUCGAACACAAGGUUUCACCUCACCAUCGACAGGACGGCGACGCUCACCACGACCAAGACGAUGACGAAGAUGCAGCAUCAACGGUGGGCUCGGUAGAUGCAGAUCAAGACCAAGCCCCACCCACAACAGGCGAAGGUCAUGGUCCCGAUGGAAAGAGCUGGAUGCGGUUUGACGCGACAAAUCUGAUUGACAAGUACAAGGGCUUUGUAUGGGCGCGCCAUGUGCGCAUAGAUAGAGUGUGUAUUUGUGAAAUGGGUGCCAAGAAGAUUUGGAGUGGGUCGCAUGAGGGCGACGGAGAGAUCCUGGAUGAGCAGUACAAAGCUGUUGCCGUGAAGGGUAUAUUUGAGUGA
Messenger RNA from Bipolaris victoriae FI3, 1119 nucleotides. RefSeq lists its product as hypothetical. The coding region runs from base 1 to 1119 and encodes 372 amino acids. Lineage: Eukaryota; Fungi; Ascomycota; Dothideomycetes; Pleosporales; Pleosporaceae. Gene Ontology annotation, cellular component: nucleus. The transcript has a single exon. Gene Ontology annotation, biological process: DNA alkylation repair; regulation of DNA-templated transcription. The record is from RefSeq and is a predicted model, not a curated record.